Molecule: messenger RNA, 525 nt
Organism: Zea mays
Lineage: Eukaryota; Viridiplantae; Streptophyta; Magnoliopsida; Poales; Poaceae
Source: RefSeq, marked validated
CAACACUGAACACCCCUGCUUACGUUACGAUCAACAUGGCCUCGGGAACCACCGCGUCCUCCCUCGCUCUCCUGCUGCUCCUUUCCUGCGCCGCCGUGAGCAGCGCGGCGCGAAGGCUGGAGGAGGAGGCGACGCCCAAGGAGGGGGAGCCCCACCUGACCGUGCCGGACCUGCCAGUGCCAGAGCACGACUUGCCGCCGCUGCCCAAGGUCGAACUGCCGCCGUUCCCGGAGGUCGAGCUGCCACCGCUGCCCAAGGUCGAGCUGCCGCCGUUCCCGGAGGUCGAGCUGCCGCCGAAGCCCGAGUUACCGGCCAUUCCCGGAUUCCAUUUCCCGGAGCCUACUACGCCAUGACGCGCCACCCCUGCGUGCUACUUCCUCGGUCGUACGCGCGCGCGCGCGUGAAUUAUAUAUGUGUUCGUGUUGGGAUAUGGAUGCCCGCUCGUGUCGUGAGUGUGUGCUCUGCUUGCGUUCGUGCUUGAUGUAUUAUAUAUACAAAUAAACUUUGUUUUCUGACUUAUAUUAA